Messenger RNA from Labrus mixtus (cuckoo wrasse), 1463 nucleotides. RefSeq names its product CD151 molecule (gene cd151). Bases 1 to 1020 code for a protein of 339 amino acids. NCBI's taxonomy places the organism in Eukaryota, Metazoa, Chordata, Actinopteri, Labriformes, Labridae. Gene Ontology annotation, cellular component: membrane. The transcript has 9 exons. The record is from RefSeq and is a predicted model, not a curated record.
AUGCGUGAGAAAACCAGCUGGGGGCAGCCAUGUCCUCUUCACAGCCUGUGCAGGGGUGAAGCUGCCAAAAGAGGACAGGCGCACGAGUGGGAGGCUCGGGUCUGUGAGUGUCAACUGAGAACUUGCACUGUUGCAGUUAACCUUCAAAGACAGCAGUGCUUUGACACUGGGGUCGGCCGGAUCUGGGAAGACGUUACCCCGAUAAUCUACAUCCUUCAGGGCCGACCAUCUAAAAUCAGGAUGGAAGCUCAAGGAGAAAAAAGGCAAACCUGUGGGACAAUUUGUCUGAAAUAUCUACUUUUUCUCUUCAAUAUUCUUUUUUGGCUGGCAGGAGGGGCUGUGCUGGCAGUGGGAGUGUGGACUCUGAUGGAGAAGAGUGACUACAUCAGUUUACUCGACUCCAGCUUCUACUCCGCCUCAGCGUAUAUCCUCAUAGCCGCUGGGGUCAUCGUGAUACUGACCGGGAUCAUCGGCUGCUGUGCCACUCUGAAAGAGAUGAAGAGUCUUUUGAUUGUGUAUUUGAUCUUGUUGCUAAGUAUUUUCCUUUUGGAGAUCAUUGCUGGCGUGCUGGCUUUUAUUAAGUACCAAGAGUGUUUCCCUCUCUGCUACCAGCUGGACGAGGAGCUCAGACAGAACCUGAAGGUGACCAUGCAGCAGAAAUACCAGCGGCCUGGCGAGGAGAGCGUCACGCAGGCUGUGGAUAAACUUCAGCAGGAGUUUAAAUGUUGUGGCAGUCACAACUCCUCAGACUGGAUGGGCAGUGUGUGGAUCCAGGCCGUAGAAAAUGAGCGACUUGUCCCUGACAGCUGCUGUAAAACUCCCAGUGACCUCUGCGGCCUCAGGGACCAUCCCUCCAACAUCUACAAGGUGGAGGGAGGCUGCAUUGUGAAACUAGAGGAGUUCAUCCUGAGUCAGCUGUAUAUCCUGGGUGCAGUGGGAAUUGGGAUUGCGUUUCUACAGCUUGUUGGGAUGAUGUUUACUUGCUGCCUUUAUCGAAGUUUGAAAGAAGAUCCAUACUGAUUUUUGAAAUAUUUAAUAUCACAAAAGUAACAUCAAUAGUUGUAAAAUGUUGGAUUGAAUACUUUGAUGCCCCCAAAAAUUACAUGGAUCCAAAUACUGUGAAGUUGCCAAUUAACAAUUACCACCAUGUUGAAAACACACAAGCAAAAGCAAUAUUUUAUUGCUGCUGGGCAGCACUUUUCUUUUUCUGCUGGAUCCCAUUGCAUGUUUAGAGUAUCUUCCCUUUUAUGUCAAUAUAUUGUUGUAUUUUUUUGAACUUGUAACCAAAGAUAAAAUAAAAAAGAGCAGACAAAUAUAAGCAUGCUUUGAUGAUAUCUUCUACCAGUUUGACUUGUUCUUUAUCUGUGUUUUUUAAAUGUAUGUUUACCAAAUGCAUAUUUUUAAAAUGGAUAAUAUUGUAACUCUUAAUGUUGAAAAGUUCAAAUAAAAAUGUCUGGCAUUAA